AUGUCACAACAGCAAACCACUGAACGAAUUCAUUCGCAUCUCUAUCACCAACAACAACAACAACCACCUCUGAACAAUGACAUGAUCAACAACCCAUCAUCCAUGCCCAUCUUGAAUUCAGUACUGUAUCCAACCGAAGAAUGUUUAACUUUACCUCCUGUCAAUCAUUAUUAUUUUCCUUUCCUAUUUACAUUGGAUACUUCUUACUUGGAUUUUUGUUCCAUUCCUCCUUCCUCAUCAUCAUGGAUUCACGAUGAAGAAACAUUGUACAAUAAUGCUCUUCAACAAGAAGAAUCAUUCUCGUGUUCCGACCUCUUGUGUUCAAAUCAGACAAGACUCAUUGAUCUAACCAAUACCACACAAAUUGCAUCACUCGGUCAUGUCAUGAAUUUUUGUUUGUAUUGCAAUCAUUCAUCGUUGGAUGCAUUCAGAAAAUUAUUGAUGAAUGGUCAAUGUCAGACAUUUUCAUCGUCGUCACGUCAAAAUUUUGGAUCUCAAUUUUAUAAUAUUUUGAAUGCACAUUGUGGUGCUUCAACCAUCAUGAAUGAGCAAUCAGGCAACAAUUUACAACAUUUACCACUCUUUGAUGUCAAUUUCCUCCAAACAGAAUACUUUAAAAGACAAUUUUCAAAAUAUCAAUAUCAAUUUAACCAGACCUUGUUGGAACUCAAAGAAAAUCCUUUGAAAAGAGCAACUUUAAAAUCCUUACUCAAUUAUUACUUUGGACCAUUCAUGAAUACUUUUAACAAGACAUCCUUCCAAGAUAUGAAUAUUCCUUUUGACAUUCCAGUGACCUGUUGGUGUCAUUACAAGAAAGAUCCUUCUUCACAGUCCUUUGGAUUUCAAUGCAAUGAUUUUUAUCAUGUUUUCCUCAUUCCUUAUUCCUAUCGAAUUUCGCCUUUCAUUUUAGGAUGUGUAUUCAUCAUCAUUUUCUUGUUUCAUCUCUACACCAUUCAAAUUCCAAAAUUUCAUGAAAGAAUUUUCACAUUCAAACAAAAGAUUCAUCGAGACAUGAUGGACAAGUCCAUAGGGAUGAAAAUUUACAUUUCUUUGAAACAUUUUCUGGAUAUAUCGGUUCAAGUACCUGUCUUUUUUUCACUCUCCACACUGUGUGGAUUUAUUGAAAACAUGUUUCGAUUUUUGUGUAAUUUUUCAUUCAUGUUUGAUUUUUAUCAGGGAUAUUUGGCAGGAUUGUUUAGAGCGUUGUGUUGUGUGUUGGUGGUUUGUGGUUUCUCUGCAUUAGUCAUUUCAUGGUCUCAUGCCAUUGAUGUAUCGAAUCAAUUGGGACAGGAAAAAUCGAAUUCUUUAUCGAUUGUGAACAAGACUGUUCUUUCCAUAUUUUAUGGAGCUGUCAUUGUGGUGAUUAUAACCUCUGGAAUUAUAUUUGCUGUUGUUUCUGAUUAUGGAUAUGCUUGGGCAGUCAUGGCCAUCUCAGUGUUGAUUUAUAUAUUAACUUUUGGGUUUGGAUUUUUCUUUUAUGGAUUAAGAAUUUAUUACCGAUUAAGGAAAGCCAAUAAUAAGGGUGGACUUUUCGAGUAUCGUUUCACAAAAUUUAUGUUGGGACUUGCUGUGGUGUUUUUCUACGGAUGGCUUUGCACCAUGUUGAGCAUGAUCACCUAUGCAUUUGGAUUUGACGUGUUGUCAUUAUUUUUUGGAUUAACGAGAAAUAUUUUUUUAGACACGAGUUUAAUCAUGGUGACCAUUGUUUCAUCGUACAUUACCUUCAAUAAGGAAGCAUAUGUGAGAAGUUAUGGAGAAAAGGCUUUUUAUGUGCUUUGUUUUUGGGAAUAUUUGACCAUCAAGAAAAAUUCACUCAAAGAAACGUCUUCCUCCUCAAUGAAUGCGACCCCAAUAGCAACGAAACCUUUCGAACUGAAUCGAGUUUCUUCGAGUUUCCAAAGGACAAGUAGCGCAAUUUCAAAGCAGGACUUCUCGCCAACUCCAAGUGAUGGUUCGACCUCUGCAUUUAUUAACACACAAUAA
Molecule: messenger RNA, 1983 nt
Organism: Naegleria fowleri
Lineage: Eukaryota; Heterolobosea; Eutetramitea; Acrasida; Naegleriidae
Exons: 2
Coding region: 1-1983 (660 amino acids)
Source: RefSeq, a predicted model, not a curated record